GCGGCCUGAAGUCACUCUACUUCCGGUAUUCAUGAAACGAGGACACGUGUGCGUGAUGUUAUUUUGAGUGCGUUUUUCUAUUUAACAAAUUGAUUUUGUUUUACGUCUCGAACGACUUCGAGGAUAAUAAGAGUUUUGUUGAGUACACACGCCGCGUACAAAGUGACGAAAAUGGAGAACGGGCAAGCAGAGGCUAAAGUAGAAACGUCGGCGAACGACGCUGUUGACGGUCACGUUAAGACCGAGAAGCCGGUCGCCAAGGACGGAGAAGAUGCCGCGAAGAAACCGGCCGAGGAACCGUCCGCCGAACUGUUGGAGAAGAUCAAAAAUCAGAUCGAGUUCUAUUUUGGAGACGUAAACAUGCACAGGGAUAAAUUUCUCAUAGAGCAAACGAAGCUGGACAAUGGUUGGGUACCAAUGAGUGUGAUGUUAACUUUCAAAAUGUUAGCCUCCAUGAGUAAAGACGCUGACGUAAUACUGAAAGCGAUUGAAUCAAGCGAUCUGAUGGAAGUAUCGGAAGAUAAAAAGAAAAUCCGUCGCUCUCCAAACCACCCAUUGCCAGUAUACAAUGAGGAAUAUAGAAAGGCACAAGAAGCUAAGACAGCUUAUGUGAAAGGAUUUCCAUUACAAGAUACUAAUAUUGAGAAACUAAAGGCAUUCUUCAAAGAUUUCGAACCAUUUGAGAAUAUUGUUAUGAGGAAGUACCAAGAUAAGGAUAAAAAGCUGCAGUUCAAAGGAUCUAUUUUCGUACAGUUCAAAACGUUAGAAGAUGCGAAAGCUUUCAUGGCCAGGGAGUCGGUAAAAUACGGGGAUACCGAAUUGAUUAAAAAGUGGUCAGUGGACUAUACCUUGGAAAAGGCACAGGAAAGGGAAGAAAGGAGGCAAAAGAAGACGACGACGACGAAAUCAAUGAAGGCAGACUCGACUGCGGAGGCUGAAGGCGAUGAAACGACUAAAGUUGAUGAGAAGGAAUUGCCGAAGGGUAGCAUAAUGCACUUUUCUGAUGUACCUGAGGAAUGUACUUGGGAGGCUAUUAAAGAGAAUUUAGGGAAACUAGGUGCUAAUAUCGCGUACGUCGAUUUUAAGAUGGGUGAUAAAGAAGGCUGGGUUCGCCUGCAAGGGGAAAAUGCUGCGAAGACUAUAAUUGAUAAAAUGACAGACAGCAAAGUAUUAAUUAAUGACAAGGAAGUUGUCUGUCGCGUACUGGAGGGCGAAGAAGAAGAGAAAUACUUGGCGAAGACGAAAGAAAAGAUGGCCAGUGCCUGGCAGAAACUUAAAGCAAAGAAAGGAAAGAAAGGUCGCAACUCGCAUCGGGGUCAAAGGAAAAGGCGUAACAGCGAUACCAACGAUCCUGUGGCUUCUAAGAAGACGGCCCUUGAGAGUCAUUGAGCAAUCAAAAAUCUGUGCUGCACUUACUCCACUAUACGUGUAUAUCAACCAUAUUUUUAUUAUAAGACACAUACUUAUGUAUAAAAAAGAAAAAGAAAACAAGAUCGUUACACUGCUAUGUGUUUAAAGUAGGCAUCUACUUUACAAGCAUAUUUUUCGUUACGCUUAAGCAGUGUCUAUUAUUUAAGGAGAUAAGAGUACAAUUCCGUUUAUACUUGUAAGAUGUAUAUUUCAUAGCGACGUGUAUGUAACUUGACCAACACUAAUCGUUUAUCGAUUAGAAUAUUAAGAAUCAUAGUCAGAUUAAUAUUUUUCGUAAGCUGAUGAGUGUUCGUGUAUCAUGGAAGAUCAUGUUGUGAGGAGAGUUUGAUCUCGUGGCAAGUGAAAUGACAAACCUGAUAGACUUUCAAAGUGAUUGUAAGGAGUGCUAUAUUUCUCUUGUAGGCAGAUCGUCCAACCACGAAGAAAACAGUGUUUUAAGUUGUAUCCGUAGAGUUAUUAAAUACAUUGUUUCUGGAAAAAAUAAAUAACAUAUCUAGUUGAUCA
Molecule: messenger RNA, 1935 nt
Organism: Ceratina calcarata
Lineage: Eukaryota; Metazoa; Arthropoda; Insecta; Hymenoptera; Apidae
Gene: La
Product: La autoantigen-like
Exons: 6
Coding region: 172-1389 (405 amino acids)
Biological process (GO): tRNA processing; positive regulation of translation
Cellular component (GO): cytosol; ribonucleoprotein complex; nucleus
Molecular function (GO): mRNA binding
Source: RefSeq, a predicted model, not a curated record